AUGGCGACCCUUACACAUCCAGAGUGGGACAAAGAAACUGGUGGUCUGGAAGUUGCAAAGGCAUUCGCUGAUCAGAUCCGCGGGAAGAAUGUACUCAUCACUGGCGUGUCUCCUGAGAGUAUCGGCUCUUCGAUAGCCCUCUCCAUCGCCUCACAAGGUCCCGCGCUUGUCAUCCUCGCUUCGCGCACCAAGUCUAAGCUAGAAGAAGUCGUCAAGACCAUCAAAGAUGCCUAUCCAAACGCGAAUGUCAGGAUCGUUAUUUUGGACCUGAUGUCUCAAGAGUUCGUGAAGAGCGCCGCAAAGGAAGUAGCACAGCUGACCGACCAAUUGGAUAUAAUCAUCAACAACGCCGGUCUGAUGACGAUGCAACGUCAGACUACAAAGGAGGGCUUAGAGGCUCAAUUCGGCGCGAAUCACAUUGGCCAUUUCCUUCUUACCAGCCUGCUCAUACCUCAACUCCUGUCCUCUGCCUCCUCAUCGACUCCAGGGGCAACGCGGGUCGUCAAUCUGACAUCCCUCGGUCAUCAAAUCAGCCCAGUGCGUUUAUCAGACUACAAUCUUGAGAAGCGCAAUGAAGAUGUACCUGAAGAAGAGAGACAUGGGCCGUUGCUGGCAUGUUUUGCAAAGAACGCAGAUGACGGAUACAAUGGCUGGGUAGCAUAUGGGCAGGCGAAGACGGCGAAUAUCUUGUUUUCAGUGGGUUUAGACAACAAACUCGGGCCAAAGGGUGUGAGAAGUUACGCUGUACAUCCUGGAUCGAUAUUGACUGGCUUGAGUCGUGGCCUAGAUGCUAAUGAAGAAGCGGCGGUCAGAAAGACCAGCCGCUUUUGGAAGAAUCAUGACCAGGGUGCCGCUACUGUAAUGGUCGCAGCACUUGAUCCAGCUCUGAACGAGCCAAAAGGCGUGUUGCUGCAUGACUGUCAGAUGUGCGAUGCCAUGCCAUACGCGACAGAUCCGAAGUUGGCAGAGCGAUUGUGGGAGCUGAGUGAGACGCUGGUGCAGACGGAUCUAAAAUUGUAA
This is a messenger RNA of Pyrenophora tritici-repentis Pt-1C-BFP, 1020 nucleotides long. Its product is annotated as FabG, Dehydrogenase with different specificities (related to short-chain alcohol dehydrogenase). NCBI's taxonomy places the organism in Eukaryota, Fungi, Ascomycota, Dothideomycetes, Pleosporales, Pleosporaceae. The record is from RefSeq and is a predicted model, not a curated record.